This is a messenger RNA of Diatraea saccharalis (sugarcane borer), 1365 nucleotides long. The record is from the annotation of a GenBank genome assembly. NCBI's taxonomy places the organism in Eukaryota, Metazoa, Arthropoda, Insecta, Lepidoptera, Crambidae.
AAAAGAUAAGAUAUCAAAUAUCAAUUUAUAACAAUGUAGCUGAAUCGGCAAUAGGUAUCGGAUAGUUUACAAAAUGGGUUGUGUUGAAGUACUUCUAAAAAUUCUCUUGUUUAUUGUGAAUUUUGUGAUCGGGAUUCUUGGUCUAGUAAUUGUUGCAGCUGGAGCAAUAUUAGCAUAUUUCCGUAACUAUAUUGAUUGGGACGUCACACUUAUAGUUGCAAUAAUUACGAUUAUAGUUGGUUGCGUAUUAUUUAUUAUCGCGUUAUGUGGAUGCUGCGGUGCCAUCGGUGGUAUACCAUGUUGCCUGAUAUUUGUAUGUAUAACUUUACCGAUUAAUUAUUUGUAUUAAAACCAUAGAUAACAAUUGUAAAUAAGAAGUAUUUUUUAUAUAUUUCAGUAUGGAAUCUUCAUUAUUCUACUAACGGCAGUAAAUAUAUACGUCGUAGUUGUAGUAUAUAUAAAUAAAGAUGCCGCGGAGAAUACUAUUUCAGACUUUCUCAAUAAACAGUUUGAAGAUCCCGAUAUGAGAAACACGUUCUACUUCAUAGAGUAUGUGUUCGGUUGUUGCGGAACGACGGGCGCUGAUUCAUACGAUAUAAUCGAACUUACUAUACCACCGACGUGCUGUCCUAAUGCUAAUUUUCCAUCUCUAAACGACAUCGGGAAUAUUGAAGAUAUGAUAAACAAUCUAAACGGUACUGCCGAGUUUUGCGCGAAGGAGGAAACUUUUAGUGGAUGUUCACCUUUAGUGACAAACUUGUUCAUUACGAUUUUCGAUGUGGUUGCCUGGAUCUUGAUUGGGACGUUGAUCGUACAGGUGAUAGUGAUAGUGUCUUCUUUCUAUUUAGCGGGUAGCGCAAGAAAAUACAGAGGAAAGGAAAAAUGCUGUGGUACUACUGGUGCUGAUUCAUAUAAAAUAUAUGGUCUUGAAAUACCGCCGACUUGUUGUCCGGGCUUAGAUUUUCCUUAUUUUCAUGAUUUAGACUCAAUUAUUCAAAUUCAAGAUAUUCUUAUUACUUACAACAAAACCGAACACACCUGCCUGGAAAUCACAUCGUAUGAUGGCUGCCUUCCAUAUAUUAAUGAAUUUAUUACCUUUUUUUACGAUUUCGUAAACAAUGUUAGCAUAAUUGUCUUAGCAACACAGGUAAAUAAGUUAAUAAUACUAUAGCUUUUAUAACAGUUCACAUUUUUAAUAUCUUUUUUUUUUCUCAGGUUAUAGCGGCCAUUUUUGCGUUUUAUCUUGCUCAGCACAUUAGAAAUGAAGUUGCAGCAAAGAAUUCGCCUAAGUCUUAUACGCUACGGGUUAAAGAAAAAGUUUAAGACUUGUGGAAGUUCUAAAAUAUAGUUAUUGUAAUUAUUGUA